Messenger RNA from Fonsecaea nubica, 1185 nucleotides. RefSeq lists its product as hypothetical. Gene Ontology annotation, biological process: protein autoubiquitination; protein monoubiquitination; proteasome-mediated ubiquitin-dependent protein catabolic process. The record is from RefSeq and is a predicted model, not a curated record. Gene Ontology annotation, cellular component: cytosol; ubiquitin ligase complex; nucleus. Lineage: Eukaryota; Fungi; Ascomycota; Eurotiomycetes; Chaetothyriales; Herpotrichiellaceae. Gene Ontology annotation, molecular function: ubiquitin protein ligase activity; cyclin binding; ubiquitin conjugating enzyme binding. The transcript has 2 exons. The coding region runs from base 1 to 1185 and encodes 394 amino acids.
AUGCCUAAGCCAAAAAUUGUUCUUUACGCGGAAGCCCUGACCCACAUCGGGCAAUUAACUCUGCACGCCUCUCUACAAACGGAGAAGAAUGAACACACGAAAAUACUACUUUCGUCAGACAAGAAAGUCAUCACCGCCCUUCACGACGGUGAAUCUUCCAGCAUCUAUCUCCCAACUCAGAUUUCGGGCACUGCUCACGUCACAUUUCCCAUUGAUAAGAGGACAGAAAUCUCGACCCGGUUGCAGAUCGACGACGUCGGGCAGCUAAAGUCUGCAAGUGAUGGAUUGAGCGAUAUUGAAGCACCUUGGUCUGCAGUCAGCCUGCAUGGACAUAGUUCUAUUUCCUGCAACCAAUGCGAGGCUACUAUUCUGAUGUCGGACAAAGUCGUCACCUGGAAAGAUUUGCCAAGCGAGAACUGGGCCGAGUUGAUGGACUUUUGGUUCUGCCACAAACCUCACAACAAGUCGUCUACGCAUGAUCAAACAGCCCAGUCCGCGAACAUCGCCGCAAAGGGUAGAGUCACUCCCUCUGCUGGGGUGACCAAGGAUGCUACGAAGGAAGGCGUCGAUAGUCUUCGUUGCCUUGCUUGCAACGGCUGGCUCGGAUCUGGCGCAGCGGGUGAGAACAACUACCGUCUUUACAAGUCCAGGUUAGCAGUAGUUCCAGAGCAAGGCCAAGCGCCCGAGCGAUUCCCGGCAGCUGUCUUUCUGACCGCUCAGCUACUGUCACUCAUUGGGAGCUCGGUCAAUCGCAGGGUGGUCGUCCAUGACGACAAGCCAUCUGAGUCCGAAAGUGGGCGUCCAGGUCUUCUCCUCUGGAUUUUCAAUCCUGAUAUCUAUUACUCCAGCAGUAAACGUGGACCCACUGCUCACCGGGCCAUGAAGGUAUUUUACAAAUCGCUUCCUAACCCAGAGGAGUUUCUGGAUGGUGCUGGUUCGAACUGUGAAGAGCUUGUUGUUCCCGAAGAAGACUUUUCCGACUUCAGACGGACCUUGGAAGAAAGCACAGAAAUCCUUCCCCCCUCGGCGCGAACCUUUCAGGAGUGGGACGUCGGUCUUCUGGAUCGUUGGGAAAAGAAUGCAACAGGCUCGGCGAGGAUGGAUGAAAACCCCUUGAACAAGAAGGUGGAAGAAGGAUUCGAGUUGUUCAAACUGCCGGCAGGGAUGGAAGAGCUUUAUCUAUGA